UGGUCUUAUUGUUCCAGAGAAAGACAGCAACGAAACGGUCCCAGAGGUGGUUGCUACUUCUGGCUAUGCCCUCCUGCACUUCUUCAGUGAUGCUGCCUAUAAUUUAACAGGAUUUAACAUCACCUACAAUUUCAAUAUGUGUCCCAAUAACUGCUCUGGCCGAGGAGAGUGCAAGCUCAAUAACAGCAGCAAUGCUCUUGAAUGUGAAUGUGCCAAAUACUGGAAGGGAGAAGCCUGUGACAUUCCCUACUGCACAGAUGAUUGUGGGGCACCCGAGAGGGGACACUGCAACUUAAAUGAUACCAAGGCAUGUUCUUGCUCUGCAGGCUGGCAAGGUCCUGGCUGUUCAAUUCCUGUCCCUGCAAACCAGUCGUUUUGGACCCGGGAGGAAUACUCUCUUCCAAAACUUCCCAGAGCAUCUCACAAAGCUGUAAUCCACGAGGACAAAAUGUGGAUUGUUGGAGGCUAUGUCUUCAAUCACUCUGACUCUCAGAAGGUUUUGGCGUAUGAUCUUAUUUCUGAGGAGUGGCUUCCACUGAACAACACUGUGAACGCCGUAGAGAUGAGAUAUGGUCAUUCAUUGGCACUGCAUAAGGAUGACAUAUACAUGUACGGUGGGAAGAUCGACGCGACGGGGAACGUCAGCAGCCAACUGUGGGUGUUCCACAUCCCCACCCAGAGCUGGACCCUGGCCUCCCCCAAGGCCAAGGAGCAGUAUGCUGUGGUUGGCCACUCGGCUCACAUCGUCACCCUGCAGGACAACAGCACGGUCAUGCUGGUCAUCUUUGGGCACUGUCCUCUUUAUGGGUACAUCAGCAACGUCCAGGAGUACAACCUGGCCACCAAUACCUGGAACAUUUUACAGACAAGUGGAGCUUUGGUGCAAGGAGGGUAUGGUCACAGCAGCGUUUAUGACCCAAAUACCAGAUCCAUCUAUAUCCACGGAGGUUACAAAGCCUUCAGUGCCAACAAAUACAGGCUGGCAGAUGACUUGUACAAAUAUGAGGUCGAUUCCCGGAUGUGGACAAUUCUCAAAGACAGCCGCUUCUUCCGCUACCUGCACACGGCCGUGAUCACCAGUGGGACCAUGCUGGUGUUUGGAGGCAACACCCACAACGACACCUCCAUGAGCCACGGGGCCAAGUGCUUUUCUUCAGACUUCAUGGCCUAUGACAUUGCCUGUGAUCGGUGGUCUGUCCUUCCCCGCCCGGCGCUCCACCACGACGUCAACAGGUUUGGACACUCUGCUGUGCUCUACAACAGCACCAUGUACGUAUUUGGAGGCUUCAACAGCCUCCUCCUGAGUGACAUCCUGCAGUACACACCUGAGAGGUGUGAAGCCUUUGAGAAUGAGACCUCCUGCUGGAGAGCUGGCCCCGGGGUGCGCUGCGUGUGGGCCUCUCCUCGCUGCCUCCCCUGGGAGCUGGCCACCCCGCAGCUGCAGCAGAAGGUCUUCGAAGACUGUCCUCCCAGGCCAGCUGUAGACAAUGAAAAAUGUGAUCAGAUUACAGACUGCUAUAGCUGCACAGCAAACACAAACAGCUGCCAGUGGUGCACUGACCAGUGCGUCUCCAUCCAUAACAACUGCACAGAGGAGCAGGUUCCUAUUACUCUCUAUGACAACUGUCCCAAGGAUAACCCAGCCUAUUACUGUAAUAAAAAGACAAGUUGUAAAAGCUGUGCCAUGGAUCAGAACUGCCAGUGGGAGCCCAGGAAUCAGGAGUGCAUCGCGCUGCCAGAAAAUAUCUGCGGAACCAACUGGCAUUUGGUUGGCAACUACUGCUUGAAAAUAACCAAUGCAAAGGAGAACUAUGAUCAUGCCAAGCUGUCCUGCAGGUCCAACGGUGCGUUGCUGGCCUCUCUCACCACCCAGAAGAAGGUGGAAUUUGUUCUAAAGGAGCUGCAGAAGAUGCAGUCCUCGCCCAAAACGUUGACGCCGUGGGUUGGACUGAGGAAAAUCAACGUGUCCUAUUGGUGCUGGGAAGACAUGUCUCCCUUCACCAACACCCUCCUCCAGUGGCUUCCCCAGGAGCCAAGUGAUGCUGGAUUUUGUGGUUAUUUAGCUGAACCUUUCCAGCAGGGACUGAAGGCAGCCACGUGCAUCAACGAGGUCAACGGCAGCGUCUGCGAAAGGCCAG
Molecule: messenger RNA, 2138 nt
Organism: Merops nubicus (carmine bee-eater)
Lineage: Eukaryota; Metazoa; Chordata; Aves; Coraciiformes; Meropidae
Gene: ATRN
Product: attractin
Exons: 13
Cellular component (GO): Golgi apparatus
Molecular function (GO): protein binding
Source: RefSeq, a predicted model, not a curated record